ACUUUGCAGGAGCAGUAACAGAAGAGGGAGAAACAAUGUACAUUCUUGAGCUCAUUCUGGAUGGGUUCAAGUCGUACGCGACGCGGACGGUGAUCUCUGGCUUCGACCGGUCAUUCAAUGCCAUUACGGGCAAGAACGGGUCGGGCAAGAGUAACAUCCUCGACGCCAUUCUCUUUGUCCUCUCCUCAUCGCCGGGCUCGCUCCGUGCAGAGAAUCUCAAUGCGCUCAUCUACAAGUCCGGCCAGGCCGGUGUCACCAAGGCCUCGGUCACCAUUGUCUUCGACAACACCGACCCGGAGCAGUCGCCCGUCGGCUACGAGCAGUUCAACCAGAUCACCGUCACCCGCCAGCUCGCCCUCGGCGGCCGCUCCAAGUACAUCAUCAAUGGACGGCAGGCCAACCUCGCCCGGGUGCAGAACAUGUUCCACUCUGUGGGGCUCAACAUGCAGACGCCGACGUUCCUGGUCAUGCAGGGUAUGAUUACCAAGGUGCUCAACGCCAAGCCCAAGCAGAUCCUCAAGAUGAUCGAGGAGACAGCCGGAACGUCGAUGUUUGAGGCCAAGAAGUCUGCUGCGCUCGACACUAUCUCCAAGAAGGCGCGCAAGGUCGACGAGAUCCAGAAGAUCAUCGACGAAGACAUUUCGCCGACGCUGGAGAAGCUGCGCAAGGAACGCAAAGCAUACAUCCAGUGGUCGCAGAACAAGACCGAGCUCGAGCGGUGCGAGCGGUUUGUCAUUGCCUACGAGUACUCAGAGCUGGUCAAGUCGAUUGCCACGUCGGAGGAGAAGCAGGCGCAGAUGAUGGCGGCGGCCGAGGAGCUUAACUCGGAGGCGACGUCUGCGGCCGAGGCCGUGGCCGAGUACGACGCGCUCAUCAAGGAGCUGCGGUCAGCGCGGCAGGCCGAGAUGGAGGGCGAGUACAAGGAGCUGGAGGCAACAGUUCGCGAGCUUUCCAAGGCCCUGGUCAAGGCCUCGACCGAUGGUGACCACAAGGCUGAGGCUGUGGCCGAGGCCAAGGCUGCGUUGGCCAAAGUUCAGGCUUCCAUCGAUGAGGCCAAGACUGCACACGCGGCCAAGGAGGAGGAGGCCAAGAACCACGCGCAGGCUGUCGAGGCCGCACAGGCCGAGCGCGAUGCGGCUGCCGCCAAGGUGGCCAACCUCGAGGCGCAGCUGCAGGGCGCCGGUGCUGCGCUCUCGGGCGGGUCGGGCGACGAGGGUGUGGGCGCCAACUCGUUCACCGCUCAGAUUGGUGCAGCCAAGGCUGCGGCCGGCAAGGCUGCGUCAGCCAUCGAUCAGGCCAAGGUCAAGAUUGAUGCGCUCCAGGCCCAGCUGGCGGUCAAGCGGCCGCAGCUCGAGUCGUCGUCGGCCGAGCUUGCCAACCUGCACACCCAGCUCGAGGCGGGGCGCGAGGCCGUUGAGGUUGCGCAGGCACAGCUGAACGCCCUGGCGUUCUCCGAGGAGGAGGUGUCGUCGGCCGAGGCAACAGUGAACGAGCUCGAGGGCGAGCUGGCGCCGAUGCGCGACGCACUCUCGAUCCUCGAGUCCAAGCUCGCGCGGUUCUCGUUUGAGUACGCCGACCCCGAGCGCGGUUUUGAUCGCUCCAAGGUCAAGGGCCUGGUCGGCGAGCUCAUUUCAGUCAACACGCCCGAGGCCAUGACCGCACUCGAGGUUACCGCCGGCGGCAAGCUGUUCAACGUCGUCGUCGACACCGAGCGCACCGGCUCGGCACUGCUCAAGAAGGGCAAGCUCAGGCGGCGGGUCACCAUCAUCCCGCUCAACAAGAUCUCCGGCUCGUCGCUCUCGGCCGACGUUGUGUCCAAGGCCGAGGCGCUGGUCGGCGCCGACAACGUCACGCCUGCACUCUCGCUGGUCGGCUACGAUUCGGAGGUUGACGCGGCUAUGAAGUACGUCUUUGGCAAGUCGUUUGUCGUCUCGGACAUGGUCGCGGCCAAGAAGGUUACUUUUGACAAGGCCAUCCGCACCAAGUCAGUCACCCUCGAGGGUGACGUGUUUGACCCGGCCGGCACGCUCACCGGCGGCUCGUCGCGCCGAGCGUCGUCGUCGAUUCUCGCCGCGCUGGCCGAGCUCUCAGCGGCACGCGCAAAUGUGGCGGCCAAGGAGAACGAGCUGGCCCAGGCGGCAGCCGACCUCGCGGCAGCCCGGUCGCGUCAGGCGCAGGCCGCAGCGCUGGCCAAUGCUGUCGCGCUCAAGGAGCACGAGCUCAAGCUGGCCAAGUCCGCCGCGGCUGGCUCGCCACAGCAGCAGCUCUUUGACGACAUUGCUGAGCUCGAGGCCCAGGUUGCCGAGGCGCAGGGUGUCAUCACCGCGGCGGAGGCAACCAUUGCCGAGUCCGAGGCCAAGGUGGCAUCGAUUGAGGCCGCCAUGGCGGAGUUUGCCGACAACCGCGAGGCCAAGCUUGCAGCAAUCGAGGCUGAGGUCAAGGCGGCGAAGAAGGCAGCCGCAAAGGCGACCAAGAAGUUCCGCGCCGUCAGCCAAGCCGGCGAGGCGCUCCAGCACGAGGCGCUCGAGCUUGUCAACGAGGCCGCCGAGCUCGAGGCCCAGAUUCCGACGCUUGAGUCCGAGAUUGCGGCGGCUGAGGAGGCCGCAGCGGCAUCGGCGGCAGCGCUCGAGACGGCCAAGGCCAAGUACGGUGACCGCAAGGACGAGCUCGAUGAGCAGACGCAGCGGCUGGCGGCGGCAGACAAGAAGCUGGCCUCGCUGACCAAGGCCCGGGCCAAGGCGGCGACCAAGUCGGACAAGGUCCAGCUUGCCAUUCGCAAGGCCGAGACCGGGCUCAAGAACUUUGACAAAAAGGCCAAGGAGCUGCUGGCGACCAAGAGUCGGAUGGAGCGCAAGCACGAGUGGCUCGCCGCCGAGGCGCACCUGUUUGGCGAGCCGGGCUCCGACUUUGACUUUGAAGCCCACAACCCGCGCAAGCUGACCAAGCGGGUCAAGGCCCUGCGCUCCGAGCAGGACGUGCUCAACAAGUCGAUCAACAAGAAGGUCAUGAACAUGUUUGAGCAGGCCGAGCAAGAGUACCAGGACCUCAAGCGGAAGAAGCGCAUCAUUGAGAACGACAAGGCUAAGAUCGAGAAGGUCAUCGCCGAGCUCGAUGAGCGCAAGAACGAGGCCCUUCACAAGACCUGGGUCCAGGUCAACGCCGACUUUGGCUCGAUCUUCUCCACCUUCCUCCCCGGCACGACCGCCAAGCUCGAGCCGCCCGAGGGCAAGACAGUGCUCGAUGGCCUCUGUGUCCGCGUUGCCUUUGGCACGGUGUGGAAGGAAUCGCUCUCGGAGCUCUCCGGCGGCCAGCGCUCGCUGCUUGCCCUCUCGCUCAUCCUGGCUCAGAUGCUGUUCAAGCCGGCGCCGUUCAUGAUUCUUGACGAGGUCGACGCCGCCCUUGAUGCCAACCACACCGCCGCGCUUGGCACCGUCAUCGCCAAGCACUUUUCGCACCGCGAAGGCUCGGCCCACGGCGGCUCGCAGUUCAUCCUCGUCUCGCUCCGCCAGGGCUGCCACUCGAACGCCAACGUCCUCUUCCGCACCAAGUUUGUCGACGGCGUGUCGGCGGUGACCCGGACUGUCCGCGCCUCCAACGGCUCGUUUGCCACCCAACUGGUUGGCGAGCUCGACAAGGCCGCGUCAUCGUCGUCAACGUCUUCCCGCGCCAAGGCUUCUGCCGCGACCACUGCCGUUGCUGUUGGUGGCAAGCGUCUCCGUGCCUAA
Thecamonas trahens ATCC 50062 is the source of this 3725-nucleotide messenger RNA. Its product is annotated as condensin complex component subunit. Lineage: Eukaryota; Apusomonadida; Apusomonadidae. The transcript is spliced from 2 exons. Gene Ontology annotation, biological process: chromosome organization. Gene Ontology annotation, molecular function: ATP hydrolysis activity; ATP binding; protein binding. Gene Ontology annotation, cellular component: chromosome. Bases 36 to 3725 code for a protein of 1229 amino acids. The record is from RefSeq and is a predicted model, not a curated record.